UACGGCUUCAGAGUUUGAGGACUGGUUUGCAUUGAUUUUUUUUCUCUCGUUGCGCCGCCGCGCCCCCAGCCACACUCCUCCGCCGUGGGCCGACCCCUUUUUCGUUUGCGCUUCGAGCAGUGAAGUGCUAAAACGAGGAGCUAAGCCGCCGCUGCUGCAUAGGACUUUUUGGCCUGAUGGCGGCGGCGCCACCGGGAGCGGGAAUCGUGUGGCAGACGCCGGCCAAUCCGCCGGAGGCGCAAGACUACAUCUUUCGCAACGGGCGGCGCUACGUGAGGCCUUAUUACUUCGAGUUCAUCUCACAUGUGAAGAACAGAUGGGCUGGCAAGACCAUUGUAGACCUCUUCACUGAAGAAUUCAAGGGGCGACCCUACGAAUACUAUGUUCAUGCAGUGAAAUGUGGGAGGCUCCAGGUGGAUGAGCAAACGGUUCCUGCAGACUAUAUUGUGAAAUCAUCACAAAAGAUAAGCCAUUUCUUGCACAGGCAUGAGCCACCAGUCUUGGGUGGUAAUAUUCUAAUCCUUCAGAAUGAAGUUGAUGUUGUAACUGUCUGCAAACCGGCAUCUGUCCCAGUUCAUCCCUGUGGUCAGUACCGUAAGAAUACCGUAGUAGGCAUUCUGCAGGCUGAGCAUGGAUUAACACCCCUGUUUCCAGUGCAUCGGUUAGACCGGUUAGUUUCAGGUCUCCUUAUAUUUGCUAAGAGUGCUGAUCGAGCAGAAUGUUUCAGGCAGCAGAUUGAAGCUAAUUUACUGCAGAAAGAAUACGUAGCCAAGGUUGUUGGUGUAUUUCCUGAUGGCGAGCAAACCGUCGAUGCCAAUGUAAACUUCAAUGCACGGGAAGGGAGGAGCACUGUGGAGGUUUGUGAUGGUCCUGGUAAAGCUCUUCCAAGUGGAAAACAAGCUUGCACCAAGUUUCAGAGGAUUUUUACUGAUGGGAACCACAGCAUUGUCUUGUGCAAACCUGUGACUGGUCGGACUCACCAGAUAAGGGUACAUCUAAAACACAUUGGUUACCCAAUAGCCAAUGAUGAGCUCUACUUAUCGGGAAAUUUUUGUCCACGUUCAUCAAAGGGAACGGGUAUCAAUAGAGCAACCUCACUAGCGUGCUCAUUGUCAUCACCAGAUCCUGACAGUAGUGCUGAAGCAGAGGAAUUCGGUAUUGAUCCAAUGUGCACGAAUUGUCCAAAUCUUGCUCCUGUAGGUUACGAUGGAGAUGAGGAGGCAUUAUGGCUACAUUGUGUCCGAUAUACUGGUCCUGACUGGAGCUACGAAUGCCCUUAUCCUGACUGGGCCUCCCUUGAUAAUAUGCCCACGAAGAAAAUAAAGUCGUGAUGUAACACAUCUCUCGUAAGCCCACCAACAGCUGGGCUGAGAUUUUGGGAUGCGUAUGAUGUCUUUUACUGUCAUUGUAUGGCUGUAACGAUGUGCGGCGGUGUAUGUGGUUCAUAUGUCAUAUUCAGUUAAGUUUCCUCAUAUGGUAGUUUAGUCACAUUUGUUUCAAACCAGCAUUUUUGUUGUAUUUGAACAUUAUACAUACAUCCAUAUGAUCUGAUCAUGUCCAUUGAAGAUUUCUGGAAGGCA
Brachypodium distachyon (stiff brome) is the source of this 1580-nucleotide messenger RNA. Its product is annotated as RNA pseudouridine synthase 7. The record is from RefSeq and is a predicted model, not a curated record. Gene Ontology annotation, molecular function: pseudouridine synthase activity; RNA binding. The transcript is spliced from 12 exons. Lineage: Eukaryota; Viridiplantae; Streptophyta; Magnoliopsida; Poales; Poaceae. Bases 177 to 1331 code for a protein of 384 amino acids. Gene Ontology annotation, biological process: pseudouridine synthesis.